CUCUGACGUGUCACACAGUGACCAGCUCUGUCAGCCCCGGAUGUCGUAUCGUCAUAGACCGCUGCCUCCAGGCUUCUCGCCGCUUCAACAACCAGUCUGACUGUGGUUCCCUGAAAAAAGCCAUGGAAUGCUUCGACCAUGAUCUCUGUAAACUGGAGGAUGACACGGGCGGAGGGUCAGACAGCGCCAUCAAUGAGGAGAUGAAAUUGGUGUUUGCUCUACUGCAGAGUGUCAAUGAUCAGUACAAUAAGUUUUGUACGAUGACAACAUCAGAUGACCACAAUUUGGCAGACCCCCCAAACGUAUCAAAGGCUCUCUUCAUUGGCUGCGCGCUUCUAUACAUCCGAUAUGCAUUUCAAAGUCUUUCAAACUACUCUUAGCUGAAGCUCAUUGAAAAAUACACCAGAAUGGUCGGUCAGCCUCAUCAUAGUAACAAGAGAACAUGGACAAAUCAGAAGUUGUUGUAGUUAUGGCUUCGUUUUGUUUUAUGUCCCUGAAAUCAAAAGAUAAGAUUGUUUAAUGUGCUAUUUUUAAUAGUCUUUAUUAUUAUUAUUAUUAUUAUUAUUAUUAUUAUUAUUAUUAUUAUUAUUUUAUGUUUGUAUAAUAUUGAUUGAUGUUGUUUCGUACGAUUGUCGAGCUUUAAAAUUUCUUUGAGUUGUGUGACAAAGGGUGUAAGGCAAAAAUGGAAGCGUCAUUAAAAUUCCUGUGCUAAAAUUGUAAGAAUGGUUUGUGCAAACAAUUUCAUGUUGUCAAUAUCGAUCUUGUGCGUUGGCUUCGUUUGAUAUCGAUGUGCCAUUAAAGUUCUCAACAAAAGAA
Molecule: messenger RNA, 816 nt
Organism: Aplysia californica (California sea hare)
Lineage: Eukaryota; Metazoa; Mollusca; Gastropoda; Aplysiida; Aplysiidae
Source: RefSeq, a predicted model, not a curated record